Molecule: messenger RNA, 1929 nt
Organism: Danio aesculapii
Lineage: Eukaryota; Metazoa; Chordata; Actinopteri; Cypriniformes; Danionidae
Gene: mob1bb
Product: MOB kinase activator 1Bb
Exons: 6
Coding region: 100-750 (216 amino acids)
Biological process (GO): hippo signaling; positive regulation of protein phosphorylation
Cellular component (GO): cytoplasm; nucleus
Molecular function (GO): protein kinase activator activity
Source: RefSeq, a predicted model, not a curated record
CACAUUAGCUGAUCCACAGCGGCUGUGGGAAGUUUGUUGCCAGGUGUCUCAGCAGUGCACGAAGCCGAACCUCGGACAGGGACCAGCGGACAUCAGAAAAUGAGCUUCUUAUUCGGGAAUCGUUCAUCUAAGACGUUUAAGCCGAAGAAGAAUAUUCCUGAAGGGUCUCAUCAGUAUGAGCUGCUCAAACACGCUGAAGCCACCCUGGGCAGUGGAAACCUGCGUAUGGCCGUCAUGCUGCCCGAAGGAGAAGAUCUAAAUGAAUGGGUGGCUGUAAAUACUGUGGAUUUCUUUAACCAGAUUAACAUGCUGUACGGCACCAUCACAGACUUCUGCUCAGAGGACAGCUGCCCGGUCAUGUCUGCAGGACCAAAAUACGAGUAUCAUUGGGCAGAUGGGACCAACAUUAAGAAGCCCAUUAAAUGCUCUGCUCCCAAGUACAUCGAUUACCUGAUGACGUGGGUUCAAGACCAACUGGAUGACGAGACGCUGUUUCCAUCUAAAAUAGGUGUUCCCUUUCCCAAGAACUUCAUGUCUGUGGCCAAGACCAUCCUGAAGCGUCUGUUCAGAGUUUAUGCUCAUAUUUAUCAUCAACAUUUUGACGCAGUGAUGCAGCUUCAGGAGGAAGCUCACCUCAACACCUCUUUCAAACACUUCAUCUUCUUUGUACAGGAGUUUAACUUGAUCGACCGCAAGGAGCUGGCACCGCUUCAAGAGCUGAUCGAGAGACUCACAACGAAAGACAGAUAAACCGAGAAAAAGACAAGCAAACCAGUGGUCCUGCUCUCUCCUCUGACUCUCCCUUCUGUCUUUUAUUUUGCUUAAGUACAGUAACCCCACAGCAAUGCUAGACAUACCAUAGUAAACUUACAGCACAAAACUAACACUUCAAGAUGCAUCGUUGGCAUUUUUUGAGGAUGCCUGGAUGAUUUUUUUCAGUUUCUCAAGUCAUACUGCUUUCGUUUGGUCACUGAAAAGCAGGAGUAGACGUGAUUUGCACUCUUUCGGCUAGUGUGAAUGUUUUAAAAGCUGUUUGAUUCUUCAGCAUUGAAAAUACAAGAGAAAUGAUAAGAGUUGAAUAGCUGUUUUCCUAUGCAAUAAUGAUAUUGUUACUGAUAAUAAUGGACGGAACCGUUCAUAUCAGUUAUUUCCAGCUCGUCUCCUCGUUCUGUGGAUUUAAUAUCGGUCGCUAUGAAGGUUUACUUUAGCCAGUGAAUAUGAAUUGUGCAUGCUGGAAUUGCUGCUUUGUUGGACCCAAAUGGCUGAUGGGGAUUCAUAUCUUACGCCGCGUGGCACAAAGAAAUGUAUGAUAAUUAUAGCUCAAAGAGAGUCUCGGAGAAGACGCUUGUUUUUGCACAAGCCUAUUUCAGUUUCUGUUCAUACAGCAUUGAAUUUGCUCAGUUAUUUAUAUCUGUUUAAUUAUCAGAGUAUUUCAGUUGCAUGAGAGUUGAGUUAUCUGAAAUAUGCUUAUAGUCCGUUCUGAAAUAUUAUGGUUUUGUUGGUAUUAGAUUGUUAGGAUUAGAUUUCCAGGCUUUUUUUUCUACCUCCUUUCUUUUAAUCUUCAUAUUUGUUCUUAUAUUAACACUUUUAUUGUUGUGUUUGACAAACUUUUGUUCGUUUUAGGCUUAUGUUGAGGAGUUUAUGUUGUUUGACGAAUGUAAUCGUUUGACUUUUAAUGGUUUAAUGGUGAAAGUGCCAACCGCAGAUUAAUAUGAGACAGUUUUGAUGUAUUUAUAGAGCAUUUUUGUCACUGAAAUGAGAAUAUAUUUUCCCGGAAUUGUAAAAUAAUAUUGGGUUAGAUUAGAUAUGUAAAUACUUGCAGAUUUCUCUGAUUUCCUGAUGAUUAUUAUACUAGUUGAACUUUAUUAAAACAAUAUCGCUAACUGCUGUUAUUGCUGUAAAUAGAGCCAAUAAAAACCCUUCUCUUAA